CGCCCAUAAGCGAGUAUUUGCGAACCAUGGCCGAGAGCUAUCGAGUGGAAACGAUACCGCCCUACACGGAGCUGGGCGAAGGGCCACACUGGGACAUCGGCCGGCAAAGUCUGUACUACGUCAGUCUCACCAAUGCGUUAAUCUAUCGGUUGGACUACCGCCAGGGUACAGUGUACAGUGCAACGAUCGAUGGCAUCCGUUUCGCAACGUUCAUCGUACCGGUGAAGGAUAAGCAGGAUUGUUUCGUCAUCGGUGACACGAUUCGCUUGGUGGUGAUUCGUUGGGAUGGUAUAGCGACCAAGGCAACCAUCGUACGUGAGCUGGCCAGGCUGGGUCCAGAGCACGCGAACAAUCGCUUCAACGAUGGUAAGGUGGAUCCCUGGGGACGACUUUACGUCGGUUCGAUGCUGAACGAAUCGGCCGGUAAUCCGUUCGAGAAGGCAACUGGUUCGUUGUGGCGCUACUGUGACCGUACGGGACAACUGGUCGAGCAGGAUCGGAACCUGUACAUCUCGAACGGGUUGGCCUGGAGUCGACCGGCGAGCAAGUUUUACUUCGUCGAUUCGGGUUCCAAUCACAUCAAACAGUACGACAUCGAUCUGGAUGGUAAUUUAACAAAUGCAAACGUUUGGUUCGAUUUUAAACGCGAUGGUAAAGAUCCGGGCUAUUUCGGUGAUGGCAUGACGACCGAUAGUGAGGGAAACUUGUUUGUGGCAUGUUUUAACGGUUUUAAAGUGGUCAAAAUCUCACCAGAUAAAAAGAUUCUUCAAGAAAUUAAGAUUCCCGCCAAACAGGUUACCUCCGUAGCGUUCGGUGGACCAAAGCUGGACGAACUUUUUGUGACGACGGGGGCGAAAAAUAUUUCCGGACCACAAAAGGAUCCAGCCGGUGCUACCUUCAAAGUGACAGGGCUAAACGUGAAGGGAUUAGCCAUGAAUGAGAUCAUUCUGAAGGAGUAAGAUGGAGAUCAUUAGAAAAGAAGUUUUCUUAUAGGAACUUAAGCGAAAGAGCAUAUACCAAUGAUAAAAAUGUUUUAUCGAAAUAAAUGUUCUUUACAAG
This is a messenger RNA of Anopheles funestus (African malaria mosquito), 1059 nucleotides long. Its product is annotated as regucalcin-like. Gene Ontology annotation, molecular function: gluconolactonase activity; calcium ion binding. NCBI's taxonomy places the organism in Eukaryota, Metazoa, Arthropoda, Insecta, Diptera, Culicidae. The record is from RefSeq and is a predicted model, not a curated record. Gene Ontology annotation, biological process: L-ascorbic acid biosynthetic process. The transcript is spliced from 4 exons. Bases 27 to 959 code for a protein of 310 amino acids.